AUGUCAUGUAAAGUCUCUGGUGGAACCUUAUAUCAGAUUAGAGGUCUAUGUCCAAACUUGCGACGCUUGACUAUAAGCAACUGUCAUGGAUUUUCUAGCGAAACAAUUGGAAGAAUCGUAUACCCGAGCUUAAUAUAUCUUAAAUUCCGCCAUCAUCGUAUCAAGGAUAAAACUAUUUAUAAUAUUGCCUCUUCAUGCCCAAAUUUAACCUAUCUCUAUUUAGGAUAUAGUGAAUACAUCUCUGAUAUUUCUAUUAUAGAAAUUGCCAAGUCGUGUCAAAAGUUAAAAUAUAUCAAAAUAGGUGGUGCCCACAUUACUGAUAUCUCAUUAAAAGAAAUCGCUCAUCUGUGUUCGAACCUUCAACAUAUCCACUUGAUCGAUUGUGAAAAAGUGACGGAUUAUGGAAUUAGCGUUAUAGCCACCUCAUAUCCAAAUAUGCUUAGUUUUUCUUUUACAAAUGGAAACGGUUUAUAUGAUAAAUUUAAUAAUGAGGGUAUUUCCGAUGUUUCUGUUAAAAAAAUCGCUCAGUGUUGUCCCGAUCUCCAAUAUCUUAAUGCUAGUUGGAAUUGUAUAUCCGAUGAUUCCAUUUGUAUAAUAGUGCGAUCAUGCCCAAAUCUUGAACAACUUUAUCUUGAAGGUUGCAAUAUUACCGAUAUAACUAUGACUGCAUUAGCAAAUUUAUGUAAUCUCCAGAAGCUCGAUAUUGAGGAAUGCGACAGAAUUAGUAUCAAUGCAAUUAUAACAUUGCAAAAUAAAAAUCCUGCUCUUGAUAUUGUCGGUUGGUAUCCAGAUACGAAUAUCUCUGGUGGAACCUUAUAUCAGAUUAGAGGUCUAUGUCCAAACUUGCGACGCUUGACUAUAAGCAACUGUCAUGGAUUUUCUAGCGAAACAAUUGGAAGAAUCGUAUACCCGAACUUAAUAUAUCUUAAAAUCCGCCAUCAUCGUAUCAAGGAUAAAACUAUUUAUAAUAUUGCCUCUUCAUGCCCAAAUUUAACCUAUCUCUAUUUAGGAUAUAGUGAAUACAUCUCUGAUAUUUCUAUUAUAGAAAUUGCCAAGUCGUGUCAAAAGUUAAAAUAUAUCAAAAUAGGUGGUGCCCACAUUACUGAUAUCUCAUUAAAAGAAAUCGCUCAUCUGUGUUCGAACCUUCAACAUAUCCACUUGAUCGAUUGUGAAAAAGUGACGGAUUAUGGAAUUAGCGUUAUAGCCACCUCAUACCCAAAUAUGCUUAGUUUUUCUUUUACAAAUGGAAACGGUUCAUAUGAUAAAUUUAAUAAUGAGGGCAUUUCCGAUGUUUCUGUUAAAAAAAUCGCUCAGUGCUGUCCCGAUCUCCAAUAUCUUAAUGCUAGUUGGAAUUGUAUAUCCGAUGAUUCCAUUUGUAUAAUAGUGCGAUCAUGCCCAAAUCUUGAACAACUUUAUCUUGAAGGUUGCAAUAUUACCGAUGUAACUAUGACUGCAUUAGCAAAUUUAUGUAAUCUCCAGAAGCUCGAUAUUGAGGAAUGCGACAGAAUUAGUAUCAAUGCAAUUAUAACAUUGCAAAAUAAAAAUCCUGCUCUUGAUAUUGUCGGUUGGUAUCCAGAUACGAAUAGUGAGUCGG
Molecule: messenger RNA, 1594 nt
Organism: Entrophospora sp. SA101
Lineage: Eukaryota; Fungi; Glomeromycota; Glomeromycetes; Entrophosporales; Entrophosporaceae
Source: the annotation of a GenBank genome assembly